Messenger RNA from Closterium sp. NIES-65, 1980 nucleotides. The record is from the annotation of a GenBank genome assembly. Lineage: Eukaryota; Viridiplantae; Streptophyta; Zygnematophyceae; Desmidiales; Closteriaceae.
AUGAUUCCUGGCGUGAAAUGCAUGCUUGGUGUUGUCGUCGUGCAGUGGGUGGCCUUCACCCGGCUGGCCGGCGUGGAGCACGUCUUCUGGUACGACUGCGCGCACGACGCUUCGGAACGCCAGGCGGAAGCCCUCGGGCCCUUCAUCCGCGCGGGCUACGUCACCUACCUCCCGCUGCACCGCAUUCUCAGCGCCGCGUACAACGUCUUUCCCGAGCAGAACGGCGCGAUACUGCACUACCUCAAGGAGUAUCGCAACGCGUCCACAUGGGUGGUCUUCUGCGACGUCGACGAGUUCGUUUUCGACCCUCGGGACCUCCGCGCGGGCUUCCUCUACCGCUUCAUGCGCAACGUCUCGCUCGCGGAUCCCUCCGUCACCCAGGUUCUCGCGCCAAACAUUUUCUUUGUAGGCAACAGCGAAGCCCCUCGCUCCUCCCUGCUCUUCCGCCGCUUUAUUAAGUGCCAGCACUUAGCGAACUGGCGGCAGCACCUGCAGCGCUCCAAGCCCAUCGUGCGCGUGGAGGCGGUGGAGCAGUGGGCGGACAUGCGCGUGGCUCCGCACUUCUUCCCCAUGGCCGUGGGCGCAACUGAGCGCGCGGACCCCGCUCACCUGCGCAUGCACCACUAUUGGGGUCCGAGGGGGACAGGGUUUGGAGCAGAGACGACGGAGUUUGCGAAAGAAGUGGAGAAGGAUUCAACCAUUCAGCCUUUAGAGCUGCCUCUCACUCGAAUGUUGGACCCGGGCUUGCCGUAUCUCACCUACCUGGAGGCGAAGCGAAGGAUCCUGGAAGCAGCGGACAGUGCCAUGCGGCUCUCGUACACCCUUGCUGACCCGUUUGAAUGGCCUCUUGACCCCCAUGGACUCACCAUCACCAUCCCCAGCUCCGCGCUUCUGAUGUCACAGGUGCUGGGAAGUACUUUCUGCAAGAUGGAUGUCUGUUUGAUUUUAGCAAUUAGGAUUGGUGGCUCAGGCAUUGACAUCAGGAGCAAGGCUCGGACUCUCAAGGGACCCAUUGGACCAGAUGACGUGGCGAAGCUUCCCAAGUGGAACUUCGAUGGCUCCAGCACUGGCCAGGCACCCGGCGACGAUAGCGAGGUCAUUCUCUACCCGCAAGCAAUCUUCAGGGACCCGUUCCGCGGAGGAAACAACAUUCUGGUCAUCUGCGACUGCUACACGCCGCAGGGCCAGCCCAUUCCCACGAACAAGCGCGCUCUCGCCGCCUCCAUCUUCGACAAAGUCAAGGAGCACGAGGCCUGGUUCGGCCUGGAGCAAGAGUACACGCUGAUGCAGAAGGACGUCAAGUGGCCGCUCGGGUGGCCCACAGGCGGGUACCCCGCGCCGCAGGGGCCGUACUACUGCGGCACGGGCGCGGACAAGGCGUGGGGUCGCGACAUCGUGGACGCGCACUACAAGGCGUGCCUGUACGCGGGAGUUAAGAUCAGCGGCAUCAACGCGGAGGUCAUGCCCGGCCAGUGGGAGUUCCAAGUGGGGCCGUGCACGGGCAUUGAGGCGGGUGAUCACCUCUGGAUGGGUCGCUACCUGCUCGAGAGAGUGACGGAGAUGGCUGGUGUGGUUCUGACGCUCGAUCCUAAGCCCAUUGAGGGCGAUUGGAACGGUGCAGGGUGCCACACCAACUACAGCACCAAGGCGAUGCGUGAGGAGGGCGGGUACGACGUGAUCCUGAAGGCCAUUGAGAAGCUGGGCCUGCGGCACAAGGAGCACAUCGCCGCCUAUGGCGAGGGCAACGAGCGACGGCUCACUGGCAAGCACGAGACUGCUGACGUCAACACCUUCUCAUGGGGUGUGGCGAACCGUGGGUGCUCGGUGCGAGUGGGACGGGACACGGAGGCCCAGAAGAAGGGGUACUUUGAGGACCGCCGGCCGGCCAGCAACAUGGACCCCUACGUGGUCACCUCCAAGAUUGCCGACACCACCAUCCUCUGGGACCCCAAGGGUGAGACAGGCGUUGCCCUGCAAUGA